Geodia barretti is the source of this 825-nucleotide messenger RNA. Lineage: Eukaryota; Metazoa; Porifera; Demospongiae; Tetractinellida; Geodiidae. The record is from the annotation of a GenBank genome assembly.
AUGUUUGACAAGAUUCAGCAUAUUGGAUACUACACCGCCGACCUUGAGGCCACCAUUGACUGGUACAACAAGGGGUUCGGGGCACUGAGCGCCGGGGGUGGCGACGUGGCCAGCAGCGUUCAGGUGCCUGGCGGCGGCAUCAACGCCUUUCUGCGCUUCGGCCAGGUGGAGGUGGAACUGAUCCAGCCCGCCGAUACGUCCAAUUUGCCCAAGGACGGGCUGGUCAUGCACCACGUGGGCUACGUGGUAGCCGACAUUCACGAGGCCAUUGAAGACUGCAAGGCACGGGGCUUCCGGUUCGCGGCGGACGCUCCCCGCACCAACCAGUUGGGCCAGCAACUGCUGUAUUUCCAUCCCGAGACCACCAACAAUGUACUGAUGCACCUGACACAGCUACCGGCGCCGGAGAAUGCGGUUGCAACCGGUGUGGGCGGCGGCGUGCAGGUCGCCAAGAUUGUCCACGCGGGCUACCUGGUGCCCAACGUGGACGAGGCCAUUGCUUGGUACGUGGACAAGUUUGACGGCGUACACAUUGGCGGCGGGCCCUCACGUACGGGCAGUCGGAACGCCUUUGUAAACUUCGGACAGGUGCAGGUGGAGCUGAUUGAGCCUAUCGACCCAGAGCGACUGGGCGGUCACCAUACGAUGGACCACGUGGGCUAUGUUAUGGACGAUAUCCAUGCCGGCAUCGACGACUGCUGCGGCCGGGGGUUCAAGUUCGUGGCCGACACUCCCAACACGAAUUCGGUGGGGCAGCAGGUGCUCUACUUUGAUACCACCACCAGUCUGGGCAGCCGGAUGCACCUGACGCAGUUGCCUGAUUAA